Molecule: messenger RNA, 936 nt
Organism: Lottia gigantea (owl limpet)
Lineage: Eukaryota; Metazoa; Mollusca; Gastropoda; Lottiidae
Exons: 6
Coding region: 1-936 (311 amino acids)
Biological process (GO): proteolysis
Molecular function (GO): metalloaminopeptidase activity
Source: RefSeq, a predicted model, not a curated record
AUGUAUUUUGCAGGGAGAUCAUACAGUGUAUUAAAAACAAUUUGGAGAAGUCAAAACCAAUCAUUGCGAUUAUUCUUUAAGAAAGUUAAAACAUCAUCGUCAUUGAAUUUAGUUUUUCCCUGUAAAAUUAGUCCUGUGCUAUCAGUUCCCGAAUCAAUACCAAAACCUCCCUAUGUCACUAAUAAUGGAUCCUAUAGGACAAUUGAUACAAUUGAAAUAAAAAAUGAGAACCAGAUUGGACAUCUAAGACAGUCAUGUCAGUUAGCCAGAAAGAUCCUCGAUUAUACUUCUUCCAAAUUAGAGGUUGGAAUAACUACAAAUGAUAUAGAUAUAAUUGUACAUAAUAAAUGUUUAGAAGAAAACUGUUACCCAUCACCAUUAUUAUAUCGUAAUUUCCCUAAGUCAGUCUGUACAUCUGUUAAUAAUGUAGCCUGUCAUGGUAUACCUGAUUCUAGACCACUACAGAAUGGUGAUCUCAUCAAUAUAGAUAUUACUGUUUACUAUAAUGGAUAUCAUGGUGAUUUAUCAGAAACUUAUAUCGUUGGUGAUUGUGAUGAAUCUGGGCACCAUUUAGUUGAUGCUGCAAGAAAAUGUCGUGAUGCUGGAAUACAUGCCUGUAAACCUGGUGCCAUGAUCUCAGACAUAGGCAGGAAUAUUAGUGAAGAAGCGGAGAAAGAAAAUGUAAAUAUAAUAUCAGUAUUUUGUGGUCAUGGUAUAGGAGAAUAUUUUCAUGGUUUACCUAGCAUUAUUCAUGACAAUGUCAUGAUGGAAGCAGGUAUGAGUUUUACUGUUGAACCAGUUAUAACAGAAGGUAAUGAUGAAGUAGUAAUAUUAGAAGAUGGUUGGACAGCUAUAACCAAAGAUAACUGUAGAACAGCUCAAUUUGAACAUACAAUUGUAAUUACAUCUACUGGUGUAGAAAUAUUAACUUUAUAA